Molecule: messenger RNA, 14701 nt
Organism: Rattus norvegicus (Norway rat)
Lineage: Eukaryota; Metazoa; Chordata; Mammalia; Rodentia; Muridae
Gene: Eea1
Product: early endosome antigen 1
Biological process (GO): host-mediated perturbation of viral process; chemical synaptic transmission, postsynaptic; vesicle fusion
Cellular component (GO): early endosome; Schaffer collateral - CA1 synapse; cytoplasm
Molecular function (GO): 1-phosphatidylinositol binding; metal ion binding; GTP-dependent protein binding
Source: RefSeq, a predicted model, not a curated record
GACAUCCAUUAGAGAGAUUGAAUUCUGGAAGAGAGAGAACCCCAGGGGAGAUUUGUCCUGGGACAUGAAGGAGGAUAGACACAUGAAAGCUGAGUAGCAGCAAUGAGUCACAUGGCAGAAGUUAGAUGACAAUAAUGGGAUAUUAAGUUUUGAGGUAGUCAGAGAACUACCCAAAAUUUAUGGCCAAGGUGUUUGUAAAUAUAAUAAAGCAUCAAGUCAUUAUUUCUGGGAACAGGGGCACAGCAUACAGUAAACAACCCACAACAGGUUACUAUCCCCUUUCCCAGUGUUAUGGGUCUAGGUUUGUUCAGAGAUUCACUGGUCAGAUCACGAGCAUAUUUUAACAAAGAAGAGGCUUUAUUUAGAUAUCGGCACCAGCACUACACUUGUGCUUGGGAUUCUCAAGAUGAAGGUAGCCCUGAGCCAUGAGUUUAUAAAGGUAAAAAUCAUAUGGUUACAUUCUGGCUAUCUGUUAGCACAUAUCUUACUAUGUGCAAGAAUCCUGUGUGUGUAAGCAGGAGCUCAAUUUAUUGAACAGAUGUCCUGCAACUUUGGUUAUCUUGAGCAAUCAAAGCUGGUUUACAGAAAUGGACAACAUGGUUAGCAUUGUGGCCUGUUACAAGAACAAUAAUUUCUGUUAAACUGUAUAAGAACAAGAAAUUGCAGGAAUAGUUAACAUUCCAGGAAGUUAUUUGUUUUUGAGCAAGCUGGCUGACAUAGCUUCUUCAGGCUAGACGUAUUUUUUUUUUUCAAAUUCCUUAUGCACAGUAAUUAGACUUUAAACAUAAUGUAAGCCAUCACAUUCCUCCUUGAGUUGUAUCCUGAGUCAAACUCUUGACUCUGUAGUGGGUACCUGUUCAUAUUGGGAUCUAAUAUAACUGGUUACGGCAGUAAUUAGUAGAAGUAGAAGGGUUAUGGGAACUGCUGUGACUAACAGUAUACUUAUUCAGGAGAAUCCCGAAAAUGAGAAGCAGAAUCAUUCUUUUUUCCUCCCUCUUUGUUUUGGGUCCUUUCUCUUUCUGCAAUUUUUUUUGGAGUGUAUCCAAAUUACCUCUAAUGAUUCAUGAGUAGCUUGCAUAGAAAUGACAAUUUUCUUUUAAAGCCAUAUAAUAACCUUGUUCUGCAGUUGGUUGAGCCCCCUGCCAUACUGUAAAACCACUUCAGCUAAUGAUUCCUCUUGUUCUUCCAUUGUUAAUAGAUUUUCUAAUAUGGAUAGACCCUGGUCUAUUUGAAGUCAUAGGUUUUUGAGUUAAUGUCUGGCCUAUGCAAUUCUACAAUUCUAAGCUUAUUAGGAGAGGUAUGAGGAGGGGUGCUGCAUAUUUCUUUUGAGUAGGAAGGCUGAAAGGGUUUGUAAAUAUAAGUGCUGUCUUCCUCCUGGAUCUUCAUAAAUGUACAUCCAAGGAGACAAGAAUACUAAGAUGCAAAGCUUCAUAGUUUUAUGCAUAUGCUGUAUAGAUAAGUAAGAAAGCAACCAGUUAGCACAUGCAAGUCAAACAGUUUCUGCUGGUCAUAUCUAAUGUCAGUACAUACAUUUAUGGUAUUUACAUUUCUUUCUUCAAUUUGAGAGCCUCAGCGAGUACAACUAGUUCAUCUUUUGCACCACAGUCCCUAGGGGAAGGGCUUUUCCCCAGAGGACAUGUUCUAUAGCCACACGGUCACAGUUCCACAGCUGUUUCAGUAUACCUUAUGUCUUCCUCGAUAAAACUUCUGCCAUCUGAGAACAUUAUAAAGUCUGGCUGCAUCCAUGGGUAUGUCAGAUCCCACUUCAAUCCUUCCCAUGUGGUGGUAAUCUCAAGGCAGUCAUGUUGGAUGCUAGUGUCACUGGUCUCCAGUAGCAACGUGGCUGGACUUAUGGCAGCUGUCUGAGGAAACUUCUCUCAGCUGAUCUGAGAACAAGGCUUGAUAAUGGGUUGUACUGGAGUUAGUGAUCCAUAUAUCUGGGGUGGGGGGAGCUUCAACCAAGUAUAGGGUCACUCUUAACAGAUCUUGCCCCAGAAUCAAUUUAUCUGCUUCCUUUGUCAAGAGGGCUGUGGCUGCUAUAGCACUUCAGCCUGCUGCCACAGGAUCCAAUUUCUUGAGAGGUAGACAACAGGUUGCUGCCAUGGCCCAAGUCUUUGUGUUAGGACCCCCCUGGGAAAUGACUUUCAUCUCAUCCAUAAACAAAUGGAAUGGCUUGGUAAUGUCAGAUAAGGCUAAUGCCAGAGCUGAGGCCAGGGCCUGCUUCCACUCAUGCAAAGCAUGUUUCUCUGUUGGGGACCAAAGUCUUGUUCAGUACCCUGGGUAGCCAGGUAUAGGAACUUGGCCAGCUUAGCAAAUCUGGUCAUCCAAAGUCAACAAUAUCUGCAGCCCCGACACAUUCCCAGAGCUGUCUUUUUGUCUUGGGGGUUGGGAAUCUGGGUAAUCUUCCUCAUAAGAGAGGAAAUGUAGUCUCUUACCUUCCCACAGUUCAUAGCUCAGGAAAAGAAUUGUGCUUCUUUGCAGAGAUUCAGUAUCCCUGAUGUUGUAGUAUCUCCAAUUGUUGGUCUGUGACAUGGAGAUAAUCUUCCUCUGCUUCAGUUGUCAGCAGAAGACCAUCCACAUAUUACACUCUCAGCAGUGAAUGCCUGCAAAUAUCUGUGGAGUGCCUCAUCAAAAAAGGUUGGAGUUUUUGAAACCCUGAUGCAGCCCAGCACAGGUUAAUUGGGCACUGGUCCCUUUGUCUAUGUGCACCCAUUCAAAACUGAGUAUCAACUAACUUAACCUGGUCAGAAGAAUACUGAAGAAAGCAUCUUUUAGAUCUAGUAUAGUAUAAACCUGCUUCUCCAGAGUGGCUAAACUCAGGAGUGUAUGGAUUUGGAACCAUUGGGUGAAUGUCCUAUACAGUUCUGUUCACAGCCCAGAGAUCCUGUACUGGCCAAUAAUUGCCUGUUCCCAGCUGUUUUUACAGGCAAUAAUUUUUUUUUUUAAGAUUUAUUUAUUUUGUGUCGAUGAGCACACUGUUGAUGUCUUCAGAUACACCAGAAGAGGGCAUGAGAUCCCAUUACAGAUGGUUAUGAACCACCAUGUGGUUGCUGGGAAUUGAACUAAAGACCUCUGGAAGAGUAGUCAGAGCUCUUUAACCACUGAGCCAUCUCUCCAGCCCGGCAGUAAUGUCCAAAGGGAGUGGCAAGGGACUAACAUGUUGGCUUCAAGUAGCUUAUCAAUUUAAACUUUAGUUCCCUGUUUUGCCUCCAAUGUCAUAGGGUGUCCCUUUACCUUAAUGGGAGUAAUGUUGCUUUUUAGUUCAACUAUGACUGGGGGUUGGGGGCUGCAAGCUCCUGUGUGUUUGUCUCUGCCCAAACAGAAGGAAAUUUCUGUUGUAGGUCUUCUAGAAGACCGAUUUCUUCUCCAAAGGAGGGGUGUUUAAUAAUAAUAUAUGGGGCUUUUUAAGUCAAACCUAUUUCUGUCCUUAGUUUGUGAAGUAGGUAAUGACUUCCCAGCAGAUGAUAUGGGCAUUUUAGGCAUGAGCAGGAAAACAUGGGUCACAGUCCCCUUCUCCAAGUACAUAGUUCUAGUGGUCCAGGAGCAGAUCUGUGACUCAUUAGGUCCUAGGGUCACAGACUGUUUCUUACUCAGUGUGCCAUCUGUCUGAUUUAGAACUAAGUAAGUGACCCCAUAUUCACAGGGAAGUUGACAGGAACCUCCCACCUUUAGAGUAAUUCUGGGCUAGGGUGGUGGCUGAACUCAGACCCCAUCAGUCUGUAUCUACCUGGAGCACUGAUGCAAUCUCUUGUGUUUUGGUUUGGGUAUUCACUUUUCCCAUGGCUAGUCCCUUCAGAGUAGGCAAAUUGAUCUUUUGUUGGGCAUUUGUCUCUCUAGUGACCACUCAUUACAGCGGGCACAUUAAACUCUUCUCAAGGGGUCCUUUACUUGACAUCUGUAUUUCUUGGUUUCUUUCCUUCUUUUAUAAGUCCUGUACGUGGAGGUCUCUCUUCCUGGAAGAUUACCACCAUAAUCUUAGCUAAUUUCCUGGUCUGCUUAUCCUUUUCUUGUUCACUUGGGAGGCAAUUUUAACUUCAAAUCCUUCUAUUCCUUGAAUCUUGGAACAUCUGAUGUUGACUGAAAAAACAACAAAGAAGACCUAUGUUAAUAGCCUUCUGAUUUUCUGGAUCCUCUGGUUGAUUGGAGUGUGAAUCUGAUAAGCUUCCUGACGGCAGUCCAGAAGAGCAGAUGGGACUGAUUCAUUUGGGCCCUGGAUUUCCUGACUUAUCUUAUUUAAACAAAUUUGUAGGGUGCUCAUCGGCAGCCCGGAUACUACCCAAGAGUCUGCAGAAAGAGGUUAAGAGACUCCCUAUCUUGUUCUGGAUUCCAAUCUGGUUGCCUAAAAGGAAAAUAAACUUUCUCAAUCAAUGCAGGGUCACUGACUGGUCUCAUGUGUUCACCCAAGACAAGCUUCUGCACUUCCUUUCCUGUAGGACCCUUUCCUUCUUUGGUGGUGAAGAGGGCAUGAAGUAGCCACUGACAGUCCGCCUAAAUUGGCCAACAUGUAUAGAACACCAUUUCUAGCAGAGGGAUUAAACUGUGGGGCUUCUCUGAGAGAGGUUCUACAGUUUCUAGUCAUACAGAUCAGUAGUGGAGAACAGAACAUAAAUUAUCACAGAUUGAGGGAGUUUUCUGCCUUUCCUAUCCUGGAAGGGCCUCCCUCAAGGUGAGAGUGGCAAGAGAUGGGGCCUCUGGGGAGGAUCAUGAAAGGGAGGCAAGGCUAUCCUGCUGCUGGCAGCCCAAGGGAGGCCUGCUGUGCUUUUAAAAGAAGAGCAGGUGGGAAGGAGGCCUCCAAAAGGGAGUCAGGAGAGGACUGGGUGUCAGAUUGAGAAACAGGAGAAUGAACAGAUGUUUGGGGUUGAUCUGCCUCAGGUGUGAGCUGGACUCGGGAGUGGCUCUGGUGACAUAUAUCUUUGCCUGGCUGGUGUUACAGGUGUAUAGGAUGGCAGCACAACUUCCUUGACAGGGCUGCUAGAACCAGAGGCCUAGGCUUGUCCUGCCCCUUAGUUUCACUUACAUUUUUUUUUUUUUUUUAAAUCUGGGAUUGGGACUCCUCCACCAGGGACCUCCAGGCCAGAAUGUGGGAUGCUGGUCCAGGUGCCCUACUUUAUUAAAGACUACAUGUUGCCCUCUGUGUAUAAGAGAAAGGUUGAAGGCGCCUUCAGCUGGCCAGCCCACCUGAAAUGAAGACCAAUCAAGGGUACAAAAAGGUAGCUAAUUUUCCUGUAUAGAUCUGUUCUCUGGACUCCUGAGCUUUUCUCUGGAGACCCUUAAAAGGAGAUUUUAGCAGGUUCAUGGGGUUUUCUGGGCAGAAGAAUUUUGAUCCAUGGUUUUAAUUUUCUCAAGAACAAUAAACAGCACAAGCAAUGUACACAAUACAAAAAAGGAAAGUUCUACAAUCUGGUAGACUCAGAGAAUCUGAACCUAACAGAGAGGACAGCAUCCUAGCAGCCCCAUUGACUCACAAGUUGACACUGCAUUUAGCUUUUCCACAAGUCCCUAGGAUUACUAGCUACAGAGAAACCUUACCCGAGGUGUUCAAUGCCUCUUUCUUUUGCACAGUCUUUUUGCAAAUUGGGAGCCCACCCAGGAAUCCUCAAUUCCCAGGCCUUUCUGACUACUCCCUCAGCUCCCAGGUCAUUAGGUAUAGUCAGUAUCCUAAGCCUCACCUUGUGCAGUUUAGUCAUCUAGAACCUGCCAGAGGCCUCCCAAGCCUGGGGGAGAAACAAUUAUUACAGAACAACCUCGAAUGUACAUCACAGAGAGUUUUAAGUGACAAAUAACACAGAAAACUCACAUCCUAGUUGGCAGUUGCAGGAAGAAGCAAGCAAGUAGUUAAACAGAAGCCAAGGACACGAAGUUAGCUGGGGUAUUUCAACUCCUUGCUUUUAGAACAUGGUUAGGUGCUUUCCCAUGGAAGGGUGUGUGUGUGUGUGUGUGUGUGUGUGUGUGUGUGUGUGUGUGUGUGUGUGAGAGAGAGAGAGAGAGAGAGAGAGAGUGAGAGAGAGAGAGAGAGAGUGUUUUAGCUUAAAACAAAGAUGGCUCCAGCCGAACUAAGAUGAAGAGACCUUUGCCCUGUCACAAAGGAAUAACCUCAAACUUCUCUAGUUAAUCCAAAACCCAGCCUCCUCCCAUGCUUUACUGUGGCUCUAGCUGCAAUUAGAAGCAGGAAAGCGGGUAAACUGGGACUGGAAAAGCAGAGGUUAGCCCAACAUGGUUAAGUAGGCCUCGGUUUCUCGGGUUCACACUGGCUUGGAGCUUAGUGGUCGAAUCAGCCUUUCCAGCCAAGAGGAGGAUUGGGCUCAGGGUCGACGCACUAAGAGCGCUCCAAACUUCCAUCAUAAGCUGGAGCUCGGCUGAAGGUAACACUGGAGCCUGUUCCUCCAGCCCGGGGUGGGGUCACCUCCAGGAGGGACUCAUGAGGUGUCCACUCAGCUUCUCCAUCAGGAUGCAGCCCUCUAAAUUCCUGAGCAGGGUCCGGCGCCCAGAGGUCCAAGCGCUGGGCGGAAGAAGCUGAAGAAUCAGCUUCCUGCCGCCUGUCUGUCACGCCUGACCCGCUUCCGAUUGGUCAAACCCUCAAGCCGGGCCCACCUCCUGCCCCGCCCUCCUGCGGAUGGACAGGCCGAGGAGGCGGGGCUGCAGCGACUCCGCCCCUCGGCCACGGCGGGCGGGCCCGCCCAGCUGUCAGUUACGGGGGCGGCCCGGCAGGCGGGCGCUCGCUGGCUACCUCCUCGCUGGCUCGUGCUCGCAGCCUCUCGCCGCCUGUGGGGAAGUCGGGGCCGCCAAAGCCGCGUCCACCGCCGCCUCUUCCCCGCCCUCCUCCCGGCUCGGCUGCCGGCCCUCGCGCCCUCCAGUCGUGAGUAACCCGCAUUGGGUGCGGAGAGUCCCCGCGGCGGCGGCGGCGGCGGCGGCGGCGGCUGGACAAACCAUGUUUCGGAGGAUCUUGCAGAGGACUCCUGGGAGAGUUGGCUCUCAAGGUUCUGAUUUAGAUUCAUCAGCAACUCCUAUAAAUACGGUGGAUGUCAAUAAUGAAAGUUCUUCAGAGGGUUUUAUAUGUCCCCAGUGUAUGAAAUCUCUUGGCUCAGCUGAUGAACUUUUCAAACACUAUCAGGCAGUUCAUGAUGCCGGUAAUGACUCGGGGCAUGGUGGAGAGGCCAGUCUUGCUUUGACACGAGAUGACAUAGCACUACUCAGGCAAGAGGUCCAAGACCUGCAGGCCUCACUUAAGGAGGCUAAAUCUGAUGGAUUGGUGACUGAUUCAUCAGCAGAGCUACAGUCUUUAGAGCAACAAUUAGAAGAAGCCCAAACUGAGAAUUUUAAUAUUAAGCAAAUGAAAGAUCUGUUUGAACAGAAAGCAGCUCAACUUGCUACUGAAAUUGCAGAUAUAAAGUCAAAAUAUGAUGAAGAAAAGGGUCUCCGAGCAGCUGCGGAACAAAAAGCGACACAUUUGACAGAAGAAUUAAGUAAACAGACGACUGUAAUUCAAGACCUGAAAACUGAGCUGCUUCAGAGACCUGGUAUAGAAGAUGUCGCUGUACUAAAGAAAGAACUGGUCCAAGUUCAAACUCUAAUGGAUAACAUGACUUUGGAGCGUGAGAGAGAAUCUGAAAAACUCAAGGAUGAAUGUAAAAAGUUACAGUCAGAACACGCUAACUCGGAGGCUACCAUAAACCAGCUAAGGAGUGAACUUGCCAAAGGCCCCCAAGAAGUUGCAGUAUAUGUGCAGGAAAUACAAAAACUUAAAGGUUCAGUUAAUGAAUUAACACAAAAAAGCCAGACCUUGAUGGAGAAAUUGCAGAAGAAAGACCUGGAUUACACCCACUUAGAGGAGAAGCAUAACGAAGAGGCACUGAGUAGAAAGAAUACCCAGGCAGCCCUCCACCAAAGGGACCUGGAUUGCCAGCAGCUUCAGGCAAGGCUAACUGCAUCCGAAGGCUCGCUACAGAGGAUCCAAGGAGAGCUCAGGGAAAAGGGAGAGGCUGCUCAGAAGCUCAAAGAAGAACUGCGGGAAGUAGAGACCAAGCACCAGCAUCUUAAAGUGGAGUUCAAGCAGCUGCAGCAGCAGCGGGAAGAGAAGGAGCAGCAUGGGCUGCAGCUGCAAGGGGAAGUCAGUCAGUUACAUAGCAAACUUCUGGAGACUGAGCGCCAACUAGGGGAAGCUCACGGUAGGCUGAAGGAGCAGAGGCAACUUUCAAGUGAGAAGCUGAUGGAUAAGGAACAGCAAGUGGCUGACUUACAGCUCAAGCUCUCUCGUCUGGAAGAGCAGUUGAAGGAAAAGGUAACAAAUUCCACUGAAUUGCAACAUCAAUUAGAAAAAUCAAAGCAACAGCACCAAGAACAGCAAGCCCUUCAGCAAAGCACUACAGCCAAACUCCGAGAAGCUCAGAAUGAUUUAGAACAAGUGUUACGUCAGAUUGGAGAUAAGGACCAAAAGAUCCAGAACCUUGAAGCCUUACUACAGAAGAGUAAAGAAAAUAUUUCCUUACUAGAAAAGGAAAGAGAAGACCUUUAUGCAAAAAUCCAAGCCGGUGAAGGAGAGACUGCUGUCCUUAACCAGUUGCAAGAGAAAAACCAUGCACUACAGCAGCAACUAACUCAACUGAUGGAGAAGCUGAAGAAUCAGUCGGAAAGCCAUAAACAAGCUGAGGAGAACUUGCAUGACCAGGUACAGGAGCAGAAGGCACAUCUUCGAGCUGCACAAGACCGUGUUCUUUCUCUAGAAACCAGUGUCAGUGAACUAAGCAGUCAGUUAAAUGAAAGCAAGGAGAAGGUUUCCCAGCUUGACAUACAGAUUAAAGCCAAAACUGAAUUAUUGCUAUCAGCAGAAGCAGCAAAAACUGCUCAAAGAGCUGAUCUUCAAAAUCAUUUGGACACAGCUCAAAAUGCACUACAAGAUAAACAACAGGAGUUAAAUAAGGUCAGUGCACAGCUGGAUCAGGUCACUGCAAAGUUUCAGGAGAAGCAGGAGCAUUGCACUCAGCUGGAAAGCCAUCUCAAGGAUUACAAGGAGAAGCACCUCUCUCUAGAACAAAAAGCGGAAGACUUAGAAGGCCAGAUUAAGAAACUAGAAGCCAAUAAUCUUGAAGUUAAAGCAAGCAGGGAGCAAGCUGUGCAGAGCCUACAGCAGCAGAGGCAGCUGAGCACAGACCUAGAGCUCAGGAAUGCAGAGCUCAGGAAGCAGCUUCAAGAGCAGAAGGAAGUAGUAUCUCAUACAAAAUUGGAUCUACAGAAUAAAUCUGAAGCCCUUGAAAAUAUUAAACAAACCCUCACUAAGAAAGAAGAAGAAAAAGUUGUCUUGAAACAGGAAUUUGAAAAGUUAAGUCAAGAUUCAGAGGCGCAGCACAAGGAGCUGAGUGACAGGAUGCAAGCUGCGAUCACAGAGCUGAUGGUGAUGACAGCACAGAAGGACGCUCUCCUGGCUGAGCUCUCCACAACAAAAGGGAAACUGUCAAAAGUUUCAGAUUCUUUACAAACCUCCAGGAGCGAAUUUGAGAAAGAGAGUCAGAAAGGAAAGGCUGCUGUACUAGACUUGGAAAAAGCUUGUAAAGAAUUAAAGCAUCAGCUUCAACAACAAACAGAAAGUGCACUGAAGGAGCAGAGUGAACUGAAAAAGUCACUGGAGAAGGAGAGAGAGACUUCUCAACAGUUGAUGAUAGAACUCAAUUCAGUCAAGGGAGAAGUCACACAGGCUCAAAAUACAUUAAAGCAGAAGGAGAAAGAAGAGCAGCAGCUUCAGGGGAACAUAAAUCAGCUGAAGCAAGCAACUGAGCAAAAGAAAAAGCAAAUGGAAGCUCUUCAAGGAGAGCUUAAAAACGUUACUUCACAAAAGGCCCAGCUGGAGAGUAAACUGCAGCAGCAGGCGGCACAGGCAGCCCAGGAACUUGCUGUGGAGAAAGGAAAGCUGUCAGCACUGCAGAGCACCUAUGACAAGUGCCAGGCCGACCUGCAACAGCUGCAGUCUGACCUCUAUGGCAAAGAGUCUGAACUUCUAGCCACAAGGCAAGACCUUAAGUGUGUAGAAGAGAAGCUUGCUCUGGCACAAGAAGACCUGAUUUCAAACAGAAAUCAAAUUGGAAACCAAAAUAAAUCAAUUCAAGAACUGCAGGCUGCCAAAGCUGCUUUGGAGCAGGACUUAGCAAAGAAGGAGGAGGUGCUCAAGGAGCAGAGUAAAGCACUGCAGGAUGCGCAGAGAGAAAAGUCAGUGAAGGAAAAAGAACUAGUAACUGAAAAGUCUAAAUUGGCAGAGAUGGAGGAAAUUAAAUGUAGACAAGAAAAAGAAAUCGCUAAACUCAAAGAAGAACUCAAGUCCCACAAACAAGAAAGCAUAAAGGAAGUAACAAAUCUCAAGGAUGCCAAACAACUUUUGAUUCAACAGAAAUUAGAACUCCAAGGCAAAGUGGACUCACUGAAGGCAGCUCUUGAGCAGGAGAAGGAGCGUCAGCAGCUAAUGCGGGAGCAGAUGAGGAAGGAAGAAGAGAAGCGGAAGGAAGAAUUUUCUGAGAAGGAAGCAAAACUGCAUUCUGAAAUAAAAGAAAAGGAAGCAGGAGUGAAGAAACAUGAAGAAAAUGAGGCUAAGCUUACCAUGCAGGUCACAACAUUAAAUGAAAACUUGGGCACUGUGAAGAAGGAGUGGCAGUCUAGUCAACGGAGAGUUAGUGAGCUUGAGAAGCAGACGGAUGACUUACGGGGUGAAAUCGCUGUCUUAGAAGCAACUGUUCAGAAUAAUCAGGAUGAAAGAAGAGCACUGCUAGAGAGAUGUCUUAAAGGAGAAGGUGAAAUAGAAAAGCUUCAGACCAAAGUCCUAGAGUUGCAAAGAAAGCUGGAUAACACAACUGCAGCUGUGCAGGAGCUGGGCAGAGAAAACCAGUCCCUACAGAUCAAACACACACAAGCCCUGAACAGAAAGUGGGCAGAAGACAACGAGGUACAGAACUGCAUGUCCUGUGGGAAGUGCUUCUCAGUCACCGUGCGGCGGCACCACUGCCGACAGUGUGGAAAUAUCUUCUGUGCUGAGUGUUCAGCCAAAAACGCCUUAACUCCUUCUUCGAAGAAGCCUGUUCGUGUCUGUGAUGCAUGUUUCAAUGAUUUGCAAGGAUAACGGGUUAUCACAAGUGCAGAGUAGUAUCACACUAACAUUAGACUUUUAAUAAAUUGAUUUGGACUCUGGUUGCAUACUAGGCCAAAUUGAAAUUCGUAUAUUUUGGAAUGAUACCAGUAUCAAGUAAAACUCUUCUAUUUUUGUGAGACUUGGGUUCAUCUUUAAUUACUUUUUUCCAUUAAGCCCCUAAACCAGCUUUCAUGCCAAGGUCAGAAUUAGCCAAUGAAAUGUAAAUAAUCUUUGGACAGAAAAUAGCAAUGUAUUUUUUUAAAUAUAAUUUAAUUAUUCACAAAUGAUGAGUACACUUCCUUAGCUGCUUUCUCUUGGAGUAUGUGUAGAGUAUCUGGAUGGCUUGUGUCACUUGUGGCUUUGUUGCACAGUAACAGUUCUCUCGGUGGAGUCAUGCACAGGAAUGUAACAUUUACUGUCUUUCUCAUGUAUAGGUCUGUAGCUCAAUUAUGUUGUUAUACUUAUUACUUGAGUGUUGUAAAUGCAGUUUAUGCUAAAUGAUGUGUUAACCAUAAAUUUGAGUGUGUUUUUGUUUGGGCAGUAUUGAUUAAAUUCUCAAGUAGAUUUGACGAACUCCUAUAUAAAAUGUAUGGUACUUCUGGGAUUGUAUUUAUGAAACUAGAGUUAAUUUCCAUUUCUCUAUCUUAUUUCAGACAUCCACACAGUCCCUUAAAAUAUUAUAUGAAACUCUCCCCCGCCCCCUAAACUGGAGGGUGAGUAGUAGAGCCCUGGGGUGGCCUGGUCUCGUUUGUUUGCUGGUAGAAAGUUUUCUGAUCUCACAGCACAGCCUCACUCCCUCCUCUUGGCAUCUUUAGGAGUUUGCUUUCUAAUCUUCCUAAGCGUAGCUCAACCUCACUGUAAUUGUGCGUGCAGUUUAGCCUUUCAGAGAUAGGAACUGCUACUGCUACUGUUGUAUCUGAAGACAAACAGGAAGGAAAUAGUAAAAUUCUUCUUUAUAGUUCUUAACCCAAUAGGAAAGAAUACAUGGACACUUAGAAAGCUGCCUUCAUGUCUCUGGUGAGGGGUCCAUAUUGACUGGGGAUCUUUUAACUUUGUAAAAGUAGUGCUGUGAGAUUACACAACAGCUACAGAACAGGUCCAUAUAGCCCUCCCCUCCAUAUACCUAGGAGCGCCUAAAUUAUGAUAAAAAUGGAAACACAGUUGCUAGACCCUUUAAAGGUCAUUUGUCUGCCAACCGAUAAGCUUAUUGUUGGGAAGCAUCCGAAGACUGAGCUUAAUACAUACUAGGUUUUAAAUUAUCUUUCUGAAGAAGAAAUAUAAAGUUAUACAUUGAAUCAUUGCAGUCACUUAAUAGUAAUAGCAGAGAAAGAUAAGAGCUAAUGCUUCAUUUGCAAGAAAGAAUUUAUAAUACACACUGCUGUCAGGAAUAUGCUGGAAUCUUCGUGUUUAUGACAUAAAACAUACACAAACUAGAGACUGACAUAUAAUUUUUAAUCAUUAAGCAAAGCUAAACCCUGCUUUUGGUAAUUACUAAGGAUGCUGAUUAUAUCCCAGGACCUGGAUAAGUACAUAUCCUUGGGCUCUAUAUUAAAAAUAAUAGGGGCUGGGGAUUUAGCUCAGUGGUAGAGCGCUUACCUAGGAAGCGCAAGGCCCUGGGUUCGGUCCCCAGCUCCGAAAAAAAGAACCAAAAAAAAAAAAAAAAUAAUAGUUGGGCAAUAGACUGAGCUCCUCAUGCAAUUUACAUAAUUGUGAACCCUUUCAGGUAGUCCUAAUUCUACAUCUUUGGUUUUUGCAUAUAAAUACCUAGAAGUAUGUGAGAAAAAUGCACAUAUUCACAGCACUACUUUGUGAAAAUUCUGGAUUAAAAUAUUUGUUCAUUUCAUCAGUUAAUUGAAGACACUGAAGACUUUUUUUUUAGGGAUGGCAAAAAGAAAACCAUAUGUGUUUAUAGUAAUUUUCUUGUUCCCCCCCAAUUAACCUUAUGUCGUAGGUCCCCAAAUAGUGUCUCUACUUAAUGUCUCUACUACACUCUACUGUACUGAUGACACAAAGAAGCCAAAAACCAUUUGUUCCUCUUAACUAUUACCAGUUCAGUAUGGACUACAAACAAAACCUUAAGAUUUUUUUUCUCGUUUAAUUAAGAAGUCUUGUGAGUUCUUUCUGGCUGUACAGUUAGAUGUUUGCUAGUAGAGUUGUAUCGUCAGGGGGUCGGAGCUGCCAUGCACAGAGUCUGAUUCUUGGCUAUCAUGUGAAAUUGGUAUCAGAUACUGGCAAACUGCAAACCCCAGCACAGAAAGGGGAGUUAAAAUCAGGUUGUGCUGGGUUUGUGUACAAUAAACUGUAUGUACAGAAUAUUUGUAAUAGAUAGCAGGUAAAGCUGCGAUAUAGGACUUACUUGCUUUGAAGAAAGAGAAGAAAGAAACACAAAAACCUCAGUGCAGUAUACAAAUAAACAUUUUGUUCAACUACCUCUUAAAGUGGAAUUAGCUAGUUUAAUAGUUUCCUUAUUGUAAUAUUAAAUAGCAACUGCCAAAUUUAUGUUCCCAUGACUCUUGAAAGGUCUUCAUGAUUAUUUUAUAUAGUUUCGAGGUCUUUAUGGCUACUUUUUUACUCUUGCAUUUGCAUAAGAUGUUUAGCCUUUAAGUAGAAGGCAAAUGACAGCCGUAUAUUUUGAUAUUUGUGACCUGUUUAACUAUAGCAGUUUUUUUUAAUGCACUUUGGCUAUUAAAACCAUGGAUAACUUGAUCUAUAAGAUUUAAAUGUGCCAUCAAUUUAGUACUCCUAAGACAUAAGCUUGAUGAAUGAUCUUCUAGAAUUAUAAUGUGCCACAUUUUUUGUGUCUUAAUUGCCCUUUGCCUGAAUUUCAAUGAUCAAAUUGUUAUUGUUGCACAUGUGAAUACUGUGUAUAAACUUCCUGAAUUCAUGUAAAGUUGUAUGAUAUAGAAUAAAAGCCCACUGUGUUCUUUCUGUAAGUAGUGAUGAACUAACUGUAACAUGGUCCAGCCACCGACAAGUCUAACAUUUUAUGCUUCUCUGAAUUGGAUCCUGUAUCCAUAGCCUCUGUACAUAGUUUCGCAUGAGUAUUUUCUCCUUUAGUUUUGGGUUCAUUAUUUAUAUUGUGUUUACUAUUUGUGAUCAUGUAGUUGUGCCUUAUUUUGUGAAAGUUUAGCUCAGUAAAUACUGUAAUUUCUAAUCCAAGUGAUUAGAAAGUUACCAAUUAUAAAUAAAUAUAACUGAUAAAUUAUAAGACAGCAUUUAAAUCUGUAUAAAGAGCAAUGGAAGGAUCCUUAUUGAAUUGCCACUUCUGUUUUUUUUUAAUAUGUUAAAGAUGAUAUUAAAGAUCAUUUCUUUGUAGUAGAUGUUAUCCAGUGACUGUGAUUGUUUUGCCUGCUUUAAAGAGAACAUGCUAUUAGUUGUUCUUUAAAAAUUCACCAAAUGCUAGGACUUUGCCCUGGGAUACGGCAGUGGCCAUGUUAUAAUUUAUAUACCUUAAGAUAGUAAUUAAACUCCUGAUCCCAAAGGAAUUCAUUAAUGCCAUUUUGGUUGAGAUGUUCUCUUUUCAUCCUUCACACUAAGUUUGUAGAAAAUGAACAAAACUAAAAAGAAAUAUUAAAAAAUAUAAUCAAUCCGUUC